AUGGCUACUACCGCUGAAGAAGAGGCCAAAACUGGUACAGACACGCCUGAUCUCGAGACAGGAACAGCAACUCCACAACAUCAUCACCACCUUCAUUUCCCUCACCCACACUCCAAAAGAUUCACCCAGUUCAUUCAUCCUCACAGUGGAAAGACCGUCCACGUUUGUCAUUCUCCCGAGCACUUGGAACAAAAGAAGAAAGAACUCCUACAAGAGAAGAAGCCGGAAGAAUUUGAUGUGUUACUUCAGGGAUCGACUGACCACUUGGAAGCGAUCCGGACGCUCCAUGACCACCAUCAAUCACGAAGAGAUGAGCUGAAGGAGCAGCACGGCGAGGUCUAUUCCGAUAUCGAACACGUCAAGUCGGAGCUCGAUGCUCUGGCUGCAGAGCUGCAUCACCUCACAUCGCACGCUGUAGCUCUCGAUGCCAGUUUCGAUCGCUAUGGUUAUUCUGCCCAUCUUCGGACGAAAGAUGAGGAUUCGGAAACCACUUCUCUCCACAGUGAUCACCCGAGCGCGAGCGACAAGCACGCUGAUCGUUCCACUGAGGCGCUCAGAUUCCUGCACCGACCUGUGGUGAGGCAGUAUUUCCACAAGGGGCUUCUGUGGCGAUCUGCAAAGGCUGGCGAAGUCGCGUCAUUUGAGCUCUUCGUGGACCUUGUCUAUGUGGGUGUCAUCGAUAUUAUCGGUGAGACUGCCGUCGAACACCCAGGCGGAUUGGCAUUGCUGCACUUCGUGAUUGUCUUUUCAAUCGCCUGGAAAAUCUGGUCGGAUCUGACAAUGAUCAUCAAUAAUUUCGAGGUCGACGAUAUAAUGCACAGAUUCAACGUCAUAUUUUAUCUCGUCUGUCUCUUUGGCUUCACCACGAAUAUUGCCUAUGCUUUUGAAUCAACCUACACUUCCGCUAUUGCAUUUUACAUCACCCAAAGAUUAUUCGCAGCGUGCUGGUACGUGUGCGUGGGCAUAGCACUUCCAAACAUACGAGGUUAUAUGCUCUCGAUGUCUCUUUUGGUACUAUUCUCCGUUGUCUUUUGGAUAGGCAGUAUCCAUGUCGAAUGGCCCAAUCAACUGGCCCUUAUUUUCAUCGGUCUCGCAAUUGAUCUGUUCGGCGGUAUCGGGCUGAUAUGGUUGAUGAAAGAGGCUACCAAGAAGUCAAAGACGCUGCUCAAGGCUGUUUCCCAUUGGUUUGACUUCUUCCCCGCGAUCAAUAUCGAACACAGAGUUGAGCGCAACAAUGCAUUUGUGUCCCUGGUGUUCGGUUACUCCAUUCUUACUAUUCUUUUCCAGUCAAAAGCUUCCUUUGGUAUCAAUGCAUUUUUCGGCAAAGGCGUACUUGGUUUGAUUCAAGCUUUUACCUUCAAUUGGAUAUACUUCGAGAUUGACGCAUAUAAUGUCCAUGUUCACGCCAUCAGGAGGCAUUGGGUGAGCAGCUCUGUGUGGAUCACCGCCCACCUUCCGUUUAUUAUGGGCUACAUCCUGGCGGCUUCUACACUUUCACAGCUAGUGCUCGCCCACGACUGUGAAGAUGCCGACGAGCAUGACCUAGGGCACCAUUACGAGGACCGUAGCGUUGAGGAAGUACCUCGAUCCCUGCGAUGGUUUUACUGCGGCGGACUGGGAGUGGCUCUCAUCUGCAUGGCUAUAAUCUCGUUCUGCCACAUCCACAAACGAUUGGAGCGAUCCCGCUUGAAGAAGCGCCCGCGUCUGGCCAUCAGAGUCGCUGUGGCCAUCAUCAUUAUCUGCCUGCCCUUGGCUGAGGCUCUAAAUUCGCUGCACUUGAUCUCCAUCACGUGCGCACUGGUGUUCUUCGUGCUGUGCCUCGACCUGUUCGGGAAUUCCUGCGAGGGAGACCAAUUCUGGACUGGCGGCUGGUGUGCGGAGGAAAAGAAGAAGUGUGCCUACACGGCGAAUUUCAAGCUCGGUCGGCGGAGGAGGAAGGAGCUUGAGCAGGCUUUGCAACGUGGCGAGAAGCUCUCUCUCUCCGACUUGAUGAAGAGACAUUCCAGCAUGAGCAGCCUCGAAAGUCAAAGUAGUCGCGAGGAGGCAUGGCACGGUGGGCAUUAUUGA
Molecule: messenger RNA, 2067 nt
Organism: Exophiala bonariae
Lineage: Eukaryota; Fungi; Ascomycota; Eurotiomycetes; Chaetothyriales; Herpotrichiellaceae
Exons: 7
Coding region: 1-2067 (688 amino acids)
Source: RefSeq, a predicted model, not a curated record